AUGGCCCUUCGAUUCUACUUUACCUCGCUCAUUUCUGACAAUAUGGCCAAGCUGAGAGAAAACCAGACAGCUGCAGCCAAUCAGAACGUACUCAUCCUGACUUCAGAAAGUCAGCAGCUGCAGAUGGAGAAGAGCGCCUUAGAGAGACAAGUGGAGAAGCUGAGGAGAGAGAGGACUGAGCUCAGCUUGACUUGGUCACAGAGGAUCCUUGAUGCCUACUGCCCCAAAACAGGAGACAAGCAAGAGAGACGGUGUAAUCCUUGUCAGAAGGGCUGGCUUCUCUCCCCAUCCAAGUCCAGCUGUUAUCUGGUUGUACACGGUACAUAUCGUGACUGGAAAACCUGGGAAGAAGCUGCAGAGGACUGCAGGCAGAGGAAUGCAGAUUUGGUUGUGAUAGAAAAUCGUCAGGAGCAGGAAUUCAUCUGUAAAGUCAGUGAAAGGAGUUUGUACGGCUACUGGAUUGGCUUGAGAAGAACAAGUGGUGUCUGGAAGUGGGUCGAUGGAAGUGAUCUGACUGAAAGCUAUUGGAUAUACCAACCUUAUGACAACAAGGACUGUGCAGCUUCUGUCCAGGAGAGCUCACCUAAGGGAUUGAUAGCUGGGAACUGUGCUGACAAAAACCAAUGGAUCUGUGAAAUGAAGGCUUUGUCUGUUUAG
Molecule: messenger RNA, 657 nt
Organism: Myripristis murdjan (pinecone soldierfish)
Lineage: Eukaryota; Metazoa; Chordata; Actinopteri; Holocentriformes; Holocentridae
Product: natural killer cells antigen CD94-like
Exons: 6
Coding region: 1-657 (218 amino acids)
Source: RefSeq, a predicted model, not a curated record